This is a messenger RNA of Nylanderia fulva, 4676 nucleotides long. Lineage: Eukaryota; Metazoa; Arthropoda; Insecta; Hymenoptera; Formicidae. The record is from RefSeq and is a predicted model, not a curated record.
AAAAUAAAAUUGAUUUUCACAUAUGCAAAAGUGCACUUUACAGCUGAUUUACCUUCGAGGAAUUUUUAUCGUCGACUCGGUGCUCGAACGCCGAUUUCGUCGGAGAAUCCAAAGAUCCUGAAGACGUGCCAUCUGGUUCCGCGUUGACAGAUGAGGUUAACGCUGCAGCGAGCAGCGCAAUUAGCAAUAAUGACAGGUGUCGAGGAUCGAUCGUAGCCAUAUCCGAUCGCGUGGCGGAUCGGUAAUUUCAGGAGGAACUCUCCGAUGUAUUUAUGCGAACGAAAAAAAAACUAAAAAUAAAAAAAUAAAUAAGCUGAACCGAGAGGCCAACGAUUGCAGCGUAUUUAAUCCAUGGCCGCCGUGAACUAUCGUUAAAGGGGAUCUGUUCGUCUUUCGCAGCUCGCAAUUUCUACAUUUAUCCUCUCUUUCUCCCUCUCUUCUUUUCUUCUUCUCUCUCUUUCCCUCCUUAGCCCCUUCCUAAAUUAAGAUAACUAUAUAGAGAGAGGAGGCUGACAGAGAUGUAGCGCGUUUGACAUCGUUUGACAUUCGUUUCACAUUGCGUUUUAAAUCUUUAGAUCUCUAGAUCUGUAAAUAGUUAUCUCGUUAAAACGCAGGAAAAUACGAUUUGAUCGUUUUUUUUUGGCACGACGCAUAUUACAAAUUUAAGACACUUGGAAGAUUAAUAUAGAGCUCUGCGAAAUCGAUGAUCCACAAUCGUUAAGAAAUAAAGACACAAGAUGCGUAGCAGAAGCAACUCCGGUGUCCGUUUGGACUAUUACCAAAGGAUCGUUCACAAAAUAAUCAUGAAUUAUCAGAAUCCUGUCACCGGGCUCUUUCCUGCAAGUCCUGAUAAUGAGCACGCUUGGAUACGAGACAAUGUUUACUGCAUACUUGCAGUGUGGGGUCUGUCGAUGGCCUACAAGAAGAUAGCAGAUGCCGAUGAAGACAGGGCAAAAACUUAUGAAUUGGAGCAAAGCUGUGUGAAGCUAAUGAGGGGUCUGUUGAUGGCAAUGAUGCAACAAAAGGAAAAGGUGGAGAAAUUCAAAUCCAGUCAAAAUCCACACGAUGCCUUGCAUGCAAAGUAUAGCUCUGUUAGUGGCCAGACGGUAGUUGGAGAUACUGAAUGGGGACAUCUCCAAAUCGAUGCUAUUUCUCUGUAUCUUUUAAUUCUGGCCCAAAUGACAGCCUCUGGCUUACAGAUUGUUUUCAAUUUAGAUGAGGUGGCAUUUAUUCAAAACUUGGUAUUUUACAUCGAAUCCGCCUAUUGCACACCGGAUUAUGGGAUUUGGGAGAGAGGAGAUAAAACUAAUCACGGCUUGCCGGAAUUAAACGCAAGUAGCAUUGGUAUGGCCAAGGCCGCGAUGGAAGCGAUGAACGAGUUGGAUUUAUUUGGCGCGAGAGGUGGACCUACAUCCGUCAUCCAUGUUCUGGCCGACGAAGCACAGAAAUGUCAAGCAGUGCUGCAAUCCAUGCUGCCGAGAGAAUCAAACUCCAAAGAGCUGGACAGUGGUUUAUUGGCGAUCAUAAGUUUCCCUGCAUUUGCGGUGGAUGAACCUAACUUAAUUCACGAGACACGAGACGCUAUCAUCAAGAAAUUGCAAGGACGAUAUGGUUGUAAACGAUUUCUGAGAGAUGGAUAUAAAACGCCAAAAGAAGAUAUAAACAGACUGUACUAUGAACCAUGGGAACUUCGUAUGUUUGAAAAUAUCGAGUGCGAGUGGCCGCUGUUCUUCUGUUAUUUAAUAUUGGACUAUUGUUUCCAAGGCAAUAAAGAAACAGUUGAGAUGUGCACUAAGCAGUUGGAGGGUGUAAUGAUUAAAACAGAUGAUGGUAUGAAAUUGGUGCCUGAAUUAUAUUCUGUUGCACCUAAGGAUGUAGCAGCGGAAUACGCCGAACCUGGGAGUCAGAGUCGAAUUCCUUUAGGCAAAUGCCCAUUUAUGUGGGCGCAAUCUCUUUAUAUCCUAGGAAAAUUGCUGCAAGAAGGAUUUCUCGCUGUUGGGGAGUUGGAUCCAUUAAACAGGCGACUGUGCAGUGAAAAAAAACCGGAUGUAGUGGUGCAAGUAGUUAUUUUGGCGGAAGAUACAGAAAUCAGAGAAAAAAUUGCACAGCACGAUAUUCAUGUGCAAACAAUCGCAGAGGUUGCGCCGAUCGAAGUACAGCCUGCAAAAGUCCUGAGUCAUCUGUACACAUAUCUAGGACGUAACAAGAAACUAGGCUUAUCCGGACGUAAGUCAAGAGAUGUAGGAAUCCUCAGCACUAGUAAACUGUAUUCCUUGCACGAUAAGAUAUUUGCGUUUACGCCGCAGUUGACAGAUAUGACCCGCUUCUACAUCGCAUCGGACUAUGAGCUCAUGAUUGACAUAUUCAAAGGUGAAAUUAAUUUCUUGAAGUCUAGUUGGCAGAAUAUGUUGGGCCGGCCUCUCGUGGUCAUGCCCCUCAAGAAUAUUCAUCUAGAUCAGGGUAAAAUACCAUUAGCCAUGAUAACUACUAUGAAGAAACUCAAGAGCGGCUACAUCAACGGUACGAGAGUGUCAUUAGGAAAUUUGAAUGAUUUCUUAAGCACGUCAUGUAUUACAAAUCUUAGUUUCUUGGGGAGUUCUGAGGAUGGUCGUCCUGACAAACUAAAUCCUCAGAUUCAACAAUAUUUGGAGGAACAUCUAAUGCGGCCAUUCCCUCAUCGUACAGGACUUCUCAAUAAGCCGGGCCCAAUCCGUACAGGGAAAAAUCUACGGCGCAGAAUGUCAGUAAAAGGGGCAAUAAAAAAGACACGAUCCAUAGCUGUCGAACCUGCCAUGAUUUUUACCAUCUUCCAAGAAUUCGAAAUUCUUGGGAUGGCAGGGGAAGACCGUAGACACUCUACCGUUUUAAAUGCAAAUCCAUUUAUUGAAGUGACGGACACUACAUUAUCUCUUAAUUCCACUCAACCACCGAUGACGAUUGAGCGCACACCAUCACCAACGGAUGAGCUAUUAUCGUGGAGAAAUUCUUCGAAAACUAGACACAAAACAACAUCCGAGACCCAGUACGCUGAAACCGAGGUGGAGGAAUUACUGUCUAUGCUUCGCGAAACGGAGAGUCUCGAAGAACAAGGGGAUAUUCUGCAAUAUCUUGUAGAUUCGAAAGGAUUAUACUUUGACACAGGUGUGAAGGAAGAGGGACAUCCCGUUUUGGUGAAGGAUCUACUGAAGAGCCUUUACGAAAAAGUUUGUCAACAGAAAAUGUGGGGCAUUGUGCGACACAGCGCCGGCAUGUUGGGCAAAAGGGUGGAGGAUUUAGCGAAAGCGGUUACCGAUUUAUUAGUGCGUCAGAAACAAAUCACCGUUGGGAUGCCGCCGAAUAAUGAGCACACCAUAGUCGCGCCUUUGCCGGAGAACGAGCUACGAACUCUGAUCCAUCAGGCUUACGGCGACGACGAAUCGACGGCUAUGUUGACAGAGGAAUUGCUUGUUUAUUUAGCGAUGUUCAUUAGAACGGAGCCGCAACUGUUUCACGAGAUGCUGAGGCUGCGAGUGGGUUUGAUCAUCCAAGUCAUGGCAACGGAAUUGUCGCGAACGUUGAUCUGUACGGGCGAAGAAGCUUCCGAACACUUGCUAAAUUUAUCUCCCUUCGAGAUGAAAAAUUUAUUGCAUCACAUUAUGAGCGGGAAAGAAUUUGCCAUUAGUAGUGUUGGUCGCGGCAACUUUUCUGUUAUCAGUUGCAAAUCUAGCAGAGUCAGUAAGAAAUCUCAAAUUGGUGGUUUCUUAAGCGCGGAACAAAACGCCGAUAGUACCGAAGCAGAAGCCGAUCGACAAGGUCAAUGGUUACGAAGACGACGAUUAGACGGUGCACUGAACAGAGUACCAAGAGAUUUCUAUCCGCGUGUGUGGCAAGUACUUGAAAAGUGCAAUGGUCUAGCAAUUGAAGGAAGAAUGCUGCCUCAGAAUCUCACACAAGAAAUGACAUCUGGCGAGUUGAAAUUUGCAUUGGCUGUAGAAACAGUCUUGAAUACUAUACCACAGCCAGAAUAUCGUCAACUUGUCGUCGAGGCUCUGAUGGUAUUGACACUAGUAACUGAAUACAAUGUCGUACCGUCUUUAGGUGGUCUGAUCGAAGUUGAAAAUUUAGUACAUAAAGCAAAUGCUAUUUUCCUAGAAGAUCAGAUGACUAUUGAUGGUGAUGCAACAUUAUGUUGCGCAAAACCAAAGGAACAACGUGAAAUGACAGCUAUGGGAACACUUCUCUGUGGUGGAGCAGCAUAUAUUUGUCAACACUUUUAUGAUACUGCUCCCAGUGGAAGUUAUGGAACGAUGACAUACAUUACAAGAGCCAUCGCCUUAACACUUGAUUGUUUACCCAAGGAUGGCGACUUGGAAUGUUCAAUAUCGUAGUAAAUAUUAUUUUAGAGGUAAAUAAUCUUUAAUUGUGUAGCAAAAAUUGUUAAUAUAUAAAUAUUUCAGAUAAAAAUUUGCAUUGCGAUUUUUUAUGUAUAAGUUUCGCAUUGUGCAAUUAUUUUUUAACUGAACAUUUUUAUCUCAAUUGUGAGAAGAAAAUGACCAAAGUUAUUAUUAAUAAAUAUUAAUAAUUAUAAAUUGAGAAAGAACAUUAAAAUCAAUGUUAAACUUAUGCUUUGUUAUAUAUUGAAUUGUCUUGCAUAUUUUGAAAAAGUGGGAAAUGAGUCAGCAAUAUAUUAAGAGAAU